GGGCGCGCCACCCCGAGACGCCCGUGUCCCCGGCGCAGGCGGGCGGCCCCGGACACCUAGUUGCCCGCAGAGGCGGCGACGGCGGCGCCCCCCCCACCCAUCAUGAACAGAGGCGUCUCCCAAAAGAGCCACGCAUUCCUUCCCAAGAUCUUCUUCCGCAAAAUGUCAUCCUCAGGGGCCAAGGACAAGCCAGAGCUGCAGUUUCCCUUCCUCCAGGAUGAGGAGACGGUGGCCACGCUGCACGAGUGCAAGACGCUGUUCAUCCUGCGUGGCCUGCCGGGCAGCGGCAAGUCCACGCUGGCUCGGGCCAUCGUGGACAAGUACCACAACGGCACCAAGAUGGUGUCUGCUGACGCUUACAAGAUCACCCCCGGCACCCGGGCAAGCUUCCCCGAGGAGUACAAGAGGCUGGACGAGGACCUGGCUGCCUACUGCCGUCGGGAGAUCAGGGUUCUUGUGCUGGAUGACACCAACCACGAGCGCGAGCGGCUGGAGCAGCUCUUUGAAAUGGCCGACCAGUACCAGUACCAGGUGGUGCUGGUGGAGCCCAAGACGGCGUGGCGGCUGGACUGUGCCCAGCUCAAGGAGAAGAACCAGUGGCAGCUGUCGGCCGAUGACCUGAAGAAGCUGAAGCCAGGCCUGGAGAAGGACUUCCUGCCGCUUUUCUUUGGCUGGUUCCUGACCAAGAAGAGUUCCGAGACGCUCCGCAAGGUUGGCCAGGUCUUUCUGGAAGAGCUGGGCAAUCACAAGGCCUUCAAGAAGGAGCUUCGACAGUUUAUCCCUGGGGAUGAAAGCAGGGAGAAGAUUGAACUGGUCAGCUACUUUGGGAAGAGACCCCCCGGCGUGCUCCACUGCACAACCAAGUUCUGUGACUACGGGAAGGAGCCCGGGGCUGAGGAGUACGCCCAGCAGGACGUGGUGAAGAAAUCUUACUGCAAGGCUUUCACACUGAGCAUCUCUGCCCUCUUCGUGACACCCAAGACAGCGGGGGCCCAGGUGGUGCUAAGUGAGCAGGAGCUGCUGUUGUGGCCCGGUGACGUGGACAAACAGCCGUCUUCUGAUGGCCUGCCCCGGGGGAGCCGCGCUCACAUCACCCUGGGCUGUGCGGCUGGUGUACCACCCAAGCAGACAGGCUUUGACCUCUUAGAGAUUAUGCGGCAGGAAAAGGGGGGCAGCCGAGGUGAGGAGGUGGGGGACCUUACCCGGGGCAAGCUCUAUUCCUUGGGUAAUGGGCGCUGGAUGCUGGGCUUGGCCAAGAAGAUUGAGGUCAAAGCCAUCUUCACGGGAUACUACGGAAAGGGUGAACCUGUGCCCACACGUGCCAGCCGGAAGGGCGGUGCUUUCCAGUCUUGCACCAUCAUCUGAGGUUCUUACACUGCACCCCUCUACUCUUUAGGAGGGAGCGGGGUGGACUGGGCAGCUUGCCCUCUAUUGAUUUUUAAAGUUUUUUUUUUUUUUUUUACUUAGUUAACCUGUCUGUAACUUUUUAAGAAUUGUAAAGUAACUGCCUGUCCCUUCCUGCCCACCCUCUUCCCCUCUAACCCCAAGCUCUCAACACAAAUGGUGGGCGACACCGUUCAGGAAUCUAAACCAGAGCUGGUAAGGCUGGGCCGGCAGGCCUGGAACUGCACCUGUUCCAUGUCCAUGAACUGGCCAACCCACCUUUAGCCCUGGCCCAUUGCCUGGCCAGCGUUCCUGGGAGAUACUCCAGAACUGCAAACACCACACCGUGGGCAGUGGGAUCACUGCCACAAACAAAAAAAAUGGGUGGCCUUGAGAAGGGGACGAUCCCUGGGUGCCAAUGCUGUUUCUGAAUCACUGUAGCCCCUGGAAGGUUGGAGCUACUGAGUAGGGUAGAAAAAGGGGCUUACCUCCCGCCUCAGAUCUGACUUACGUCCCUGUGCCCUCUUUCACACUGGAGCUAAAUUAGUAGUGUGAUCACUAGGGAAGACAAUAAACAGCAGUCACAUCAGGAUGCUUACUGUCCUCAUCCUAGGAGGGGACGGAGUGGCCUUCAGAGUGGCAUGGCUCUACUGUGGGUGGGUAUCAAGGCUGGAGUAAUUACAGCCUUGCUGCCUGCCCAGCCCGUCCUGCCUCCAUGGGGCCUCUGGGCCUCCUUGAAAGGGGGCAGGUAGGUAUCAAGAACCAAGGGAGGGGACCCCAAGCUCACAAAGACAAGCCCCAUCUGCUGUUCUAGGGGACUCUGCAACUACUCCGUGUGCUGUGGUUCCUGGGGUACCUUCCACUGCCCUCUUGCUGAGUAACAGGACCUUGCUAAUCAGGCUGUCCCUCAACCAAUGUUUACGUUCCUAUCCUGGCUUUGCCCAACCUCGGCAGCUUGUAAGACUGAUAAUGAAAUAAAUCAUGUUAAUCCUG
Jaculus jaculus (lesser Egyptian jerboa) is the source of this 2376-nucleotide messenger RNA. It is a transcript of the gene Cnp, whose product is annotated as 2',3'-cyclic nucleotide 3' phosphodiesterase. The transcript has 4 exons. Lineage: Eukaryota; Metazoa; Chordata; Mammalia; Rodentia; Dipodidae. The record is from RefSeq and is a predicted model, not a curated record. Gene Ontology annotation, molecular function: 2',3'-cyclic-nucleotide 3'-phosphodiesterase activity. The coding region runs from base 103 to 1365 and encodes 420 amino acids. Gene Ontology annotation, biological process: cyclic nucleotide catabolic process. Gene Ontology annotation, cellular component: membrane; cytoplasm.